ACCAUCUAAGUUUUAAAAAAAAUACAUUUUCAAAUAUAGUAUAUGUAGGUUCUUAAAAAAUCUAAAUUUGGAAAGCCUCCAAUGUUUUAAGAGUGUAAGUCAAGCUUUUGUUAUCGCAUCAGCUGUUUAAAGCUUUCAAUCGAAGGGGGAUCCCUAAGAUGAUUAUUGUUAAAACUAAGGUUUCGGGGUCCAUUGGCAGCCUAUAAAAUGUUUAGUUUCCAGAGAAGCCAGAUCGAAGCCGGAGCUGAUAUGAAUACGAAUUUGCAUUCGCCAAAUCGCGAUUGUCCGGACCAACUUAAAGUAAACAAAUAUUAAUCGCCCAGCACCAGCGGCAGAAACCGGUCUGCCAGUGAGAUAGAGAAACAGACUGAGUCAGAGGCUUCGGAUUCUUGGACAUUAGUGCUGAGAUCGAGGAUUCAAAAUGCUAGGAUUGUGCAUUGGAAUAGUCCUUUUGUUAGGUCUGGGAUACACCAAUUCCUACAAGAUUCCUGAGCCUAGAGUGGAGCUCCAAGAAAAUGGUUUCAGCAUUUCCAUUCCAGAUGAGGAGGGUGUUAGAGUGGUGGCCUAUAAUGUGAACCGCAAUCGGAAUUUCACUUCGUUUAUCAACGAGGGACAAUAUAACGUGAGGCUAACAGAACCCCAGAAUGGCCAAUGGAGGAGUAACUUCAGUUCGGGGCCUUUGAGGGCCCGAGAUAUUCUAUAUCUUUGGACGAGUGUGCAGCAUGAGAAGGCUGUAUACCAGUCUCUAGUACAGCCCUUGAAUGUCUGCAAUCUAGCUGGAAAUUAUCGGCCCAAAGGAUGUUCCCCUGAUGAUGAGGAUUUCUCCGAUGACAAUCAACUAAGCACUGAAGGGAAUGUUUCGGAAUCUUCAGCUCCCGCUGUGUGUGAACCUUCUGAAACUCAGGUUUCGCCACAGAUCAGUGUUCCAAUCUGCAAGGGACAACUCCUCUUUGAGGAGAACUUUAAUCAGCUUAAUGAAUCUCUGUGGAUUCACGAGGUUCGCUUACCCCUGGACUCCAAGGAUGCCGAAUUUGUCUUAUAUGAUGGAAAAGCUAAGGUUGAAGAUGGCAACCUGGUGAUUGAGCCACUUCUUUGGUCCAGCUAUCGCCCCGAUUUGUCCAUAGUCAAUUCCAGACUCGAUCUCUCGGAACGCUGUACGGGAACCCACAACCGCCUCAAGGAGUGUAUGCUGCACACGACAGGCAGUGGGCCCAGUGGAAUAAUGCCACCCAUUGUGACCCCUCGUGUUGGCACCAAGGAGACCUUUGCCUUCCAAUAUGGACGGAUUGAGAUACGGGCCAAACUACCGAAAGGAGAUUGGAUUGUACCGCUUCUGCUGCUGGAACCCCUGACGGAGUGGUACGGACAAUCGGGCUACGAAUCUGGACAACUGCGAGUGGCAAUGGCCAGGGGCAACUCUGUGCUGAGGAUGCCCCGCGGAAAACUCGUGGAUGGCAGGUCGGUAUACGGUGGACCCGUACUCUCGACGGAUGCCCAUCAACGGGAGGACUUGUGGCUGAGCCAGCGUAGGAAAUCCCAUUUUGGUGAUGACUUUCACGUCUACAGUUUGGACUGGAGCAGUAGCCGACUUUUGUUCUCGGUGGAUGGGCAGAUCUAUGGGGAGACGUUAAACGGAUUUACGGAACUGGAACUGAAUCCCAGGUGGAAGCAGGGCAGUCCCAUGGCACCAUUCGACAGGAUGUUCUACAUAUCUUUAGGUCUCUCUGUGGGCGGGUUUGGCGACUUUGUGGACAAUCUGCGCACCUCCAAUUAUGAAAAACCUUGGAAAAACUACCACCCACAGGCAAAGCUUCAGUUUCAUCAGGCUCAAGAACAGUGGAUGACAACGUGGAAGCAGCCCUCCCUGAAAAUCGAUUACAUACGCGUCUUCGCAAAUUGAUAAUCCCCAGAUUUAUAGACGUAUACAUAAGAGUGUAUUUAUAAAAAUGUGCCAGCCAGAAUCUUAUCGCGAAUAAAGCUCUGAGAGGAAUUUAGAAAA
Messenger RNA from Drosophila rhopaloa, 1999 nucleotides. It is a transcript of the gene GNBP1, whose product is annotated as gram-negative bacteria-binding protein 1. The transcript is spliced from 3 exons. Gene Ontology annotation, molecular function: hydrolase activity, hydrolyzing O-glycosyl compounds; carbohydrate binding. Gene Ontology annotation, biological process: carbohydrate metabolic process. NCBI's taxonomy places the organism in Eukaryota, Metazoa, Arthropoda, Insecta, Diptera, Drosophilidae. Bases 422 to 1900 code for a protein of 492 amino acids. The record is from RefSeq and is a predicted model, not a curated record.